Molecule: messenger RNA, 3478 nt
Organism: Ziziphus jujuba (common jujube)
Lineage: Eukaryota; Viridiplantae; Streptophyta; Magnoliopsida; Rosales; Rhamnaceae
Product: disease resistance protein RPM1-like
Exons: 2
Coding region: 119-2908 (929 amino acids)
Biological process (GO): defense response to other organism
Molecular function (GO): ADP binding
Source: RefSeq, a predicted model, not a curated record
UUCUAUCCCCUCCAACAAAACUAUAGAUCCAUUAAAGAACGCUGUUAUUCUUAUACACUUCUUACAACACAAUUCCUGAUCAUACAAAUAAACAAGACAAUUAUUUAGCUUCACCUUAAUGGCAGAGAUUGCUUUAGGCUUGGUUGUAGACCACCUAAUUCCAAUCCUGUUUCAAGAAGCAAGCUUGCAGAAAAGUGUUCAUUCAGAAGUUUCAGAGAUCAAAUAUGAACUCCAGAUCAUCCAAUGUUUCCUCAAGGAUGCAGAUUGGAGGGCGGAAAACGAAGGAGACACAACAAGAGAUGGUGUUAAAGUAUGGGUGGAACAAGUGAGAGAAGUGUCAUUUCAAAUAGAAGAUGUCAUUGAUGAAUACACUCUUCACUUGGUACAAUUGCCCUGUCAUCAUCACCGCCAUGGUCGUGUAGUUGGAUCCCUCCAUAAGAUUGGCCGUUCCGUCAUCAAAGUAAAACUGCGCUCUGAUAUUGUCUCUCACAUACAAAAUAUCAAAGCAACGGUUCUUGAAAUCAAAGAAAGAAGUGCAAGGUAUGGCUUCGAUUCCAUACACCACCAAGGAAAUUGGGAUAGUCAUACAUGGUAUGACCCUAGAAAGGGUACAGUUUUCCUAGAGGAAGCUGAAGUAGUUGGUAUUGAAUCUCAUGGAGAUAAAUUGAUAGGUUGGUUGAUGGAUAAAUCACGGGAACGCAGUGUUGUUGCAGUGGUCGGGAUGGGGGGCGUAGGCAAGACCACUCUUGCCAAACGUGUUUAUGAUCAAGUGAUAGGAAAUUUUGAUUGUCAUGCAUGGAUCACAGUCUCUGAAUCAUACAACAAGAUGGAGCUCUUGGAGAAGCUGAUGGACAAAUUCUGCCUACCACCCUGCAUGGGGUCCAAUCGUACGGCAAUGGAAGAAACAGAGAGGGAGAAAUUGAUGAUAAACAGCAUAAGGAAAUUUUUGAAGAAGAAAAUGUACGUUGUUCUUUUUGAUGAUGUUUGGAAAGUAGAAUUCUGGAGUGAUAUAGAACAUGCUUUAUUUGAUAAUAAAAAAGGUGGAAGGAUAGUGAUCACAACACGAAGGCAGGACGUUGCGGAUUUUUGCAAAAAAUCAUCAUUUGUCCAUGUCUAUAUGAUGAAACCUUUGAAUCUGCGAUAUUCUUGGCGGCUCUUUUGCAACAAGGCUUUCCAAUUUGAAUUUGGAGGGCGUUGUCCUGUUGAGUUGAAGAAUUUUUCGCAUAAAAUUGUUCAACGGUGCAAAGGGUUACCGCUUGCUAUUGUAGCCAUAGCUGGUCUCUUAUCAACUAAAGAGAAGACAGUUGAUGAAUGGCGAAAAUUGCAUGACAACCUUAGUUCCGAGUUGGAAAGUAAUCCUCAUCUUACAGGUAUAACAAGAAUCUUAUCUUUAAGUUAUAAUGAUUUGCCUUAUUACCUCAAAUCUUGUUUCUUGUACCUUGGAAUGUAUCCAGAGGAUUACGAAAUCAAUUGUUCACGGUUAAUUCGUCAAUGGAUAUCCGAGGGUUUCAUAGCAUCUAAGAAAGACAGGACACUGGAAUUAGUUGCACAAGAAUACUUGACUGAGCUUGUGAAUAGAAGUUUGGUUCAAGUAUCAAAAGUCAGCUUUGGUGGAAAGGUUAAAGAAUGUUGCAUCCACGAUCUUCUGCGUGAGAUGAGUGCUACAAAAAUGAGAGAUUUACAUUUUGGUUGUCCAUGGCAACCUUAUGAGUCUGAGCCUACACGACUAACUCGACGUUUGUCGAUUGACGACGCACACUAUGUUCUCUCAACGAUGCGAUGUAGAAUUAAAAGUCGUCACAUUCGAAGUUUGCUAAUUUUCAACAAAGAUGGGAUACGUACAAUUUUUUUGGAGACAACAUUUAGUGCAACUUUUAAGCUCCUAAAAGUACUGGAUUUCGAAGGUGCUUCAGAUGUGAAUGAUCUUCCUAAAGAUAUUGGAAACUUAUUUCACUUGAAAUAUUUAAGUGUGGCUGGCACAAAGGUAAAGGUGCUUCCAAAGUCCAUAGGAAAUUUGGUGAAACUGGAGACAUUGGAUCUACAACACUCAUCGGUACGUGAAUUACCGGUUGAGAUCAAUCGCCUUCAAAAGUUGCGGCAUCUUUUAUCAUCCCAUGUUCAAAUCACAUUGUAUAAUAGUUUUGUUUUGAAUGGAGUGAAAUUACAACAAGGGUUUGGAAGCUUAGCAGCCUUGCAAAAGUUAUACUAUGUCGAACCGAACGAUAAGCUUGGUGUUGAUGAGCUAAUGGCAGAGCUUAGAAAGUUGACACAGUUGAAGAAGUUGGGCAUUGUAAAUCUAAAAAUCAGAGAUGGAGGUAGAAGUCUAUGUGAGUGUAUCAACGAGAUGAAACACCUUGAAUCUCUUCGAGUCUCGUCGGUGAUUAUCAAUGAAAUGGUAUUUGAUUUGGAUAACUUAUCAUCACCACCUGAAUUUCUUCGGAGUCUCUACUUUAGAGGGCGUUUAAGGAAGUUGCCUGAAUGGAUCACAAAACUUCGAAAUCUUGCCAAGUUAGAAAUUCGAGGUUCAGGACUGAAAGACGACCCUAUAAAAUUGUUGCAAAAUCUUCACAACUUGGUGAUGCUUAAAAUGGCUGAAUGUGCAUAUGAUGGUGAGAAACUACACUUCAAGCAAGGAGUGUUUCCAAAACUCAAGUAUGUCUAUCUCCAGACCAUGGCUCAGUUGAAUUCAUUGGUAAUCGAGGAAGGAGCCAUGCCUAAUCUUGAACAGCUCUUCAUUUGGUUCUGCCAAAGACUCAAGGAGGUUCCCUUUGGUAUCAAACAUUUAAGAAACCUUAAAAAGCUUUGUUUUUUCAAUAUUCCGCCAGAAUUGGAAAAAGGGUUGCAACCUGAAGGAAAAUAUUACCAUGUCGUUCGACAUGUCCCGGAAGUGGUUUUCCAGAUUAAAUGAUGAUUAAAUUUGGUUCAGUUGCAGAAACGUUGAGUGAUAGACAAUAUUGAAGAACUGCCAGGCUUGUUACCAAUCAAAGAUAUAAACAUGUAUGAGCAAGCAGUUUUGGGGAAAAAUUCAAUGCUAUAUAUUGAAUUGUUUAAUUUCAAAGGGCACCAAGAUAGGAGUUUGUAUAUUAAUUCUUGGAGAGCUUUGAUUUGUUUCUUUAGUACAGUAUGGUACUUGUUGGAAUAUAAGUCUGAGUCAGCUGAUGAGCUGGCAAUGCUCUUGUAUUCAUUAAACCGGCUUUUAUUAGUUGGUUGUUAGAAAAAGGGGUAGGAUAAGAAGCUUGUUAGAAAAGCUGCCUUACUCAAUGUAAAUUUGCGUGGAAGAUUCUUAGAAAACACAGAUUUCUUUUUCUCUCUCUCUUUCUCUUUCUUUCUCUCUUUCUCUCUUUCUCUAGAGCUAGUAUUUUCUUGCCCUUUCUUGCUUCUCUAAUUGUACUGGUAAUGGUUUUGAUAUUUAUUCAUUGAAAGGCUAAGAGAAGAAAGGGAUUGAUAUAUAAAUGACACUUUUAGCUGUUUCAUGUAA